AAACAGUUAUACAACUAAAUAUUUUCUACGUAUUCAUUAAGGUCUUCAUUUUGGUAUAAGUGGCACCAAUCGUUGUCUCCUUUUCCUAUGGAAGCUUCAUUCACAAUUUUCUCCUCUCUAAUGGGUUCUUCCAGGACUAAAAUAUUGAUUACUGUCAGCUUUGUCACCUUUUCAUUUCUAUGUUUAGCAAAUGCCAAUGAUUCUCCCACACAGCAGGAUAGUUGCAAUAUGUACCAAGGGAAUUGGGAGUAUGACAGCUCCUAUCCUCUCUACAAUUCAUCAGCCUGUCCGUUCAUCCACAACGAGUUUAAUUGCCUCAAGUAUGGCCGUCCCGAUCACCUCUACCUUAAAUAUAGAUGGAAGCCAACCAAUUGCCAGUUGCCAAGGUUUGAUGCAGAACAGUUGUUGAAUACAUUAAAGGGCAAGAAGCUGAUGUUUAUUGGAGACUCCAUAAGUCUGAACCAAUGGCAAUCACUAGUGUGCAUGCUUCACGCUGCAGUGCCUACAUCUCGUAUAAUCAAACAACACUUGUACAACCGCAGUAUUCCCGCUGUCACUUUCAAGGACUAUAACGUAUCAGUGAUGCUAUUUCAUACGUUGUACUUAGUAGACGUGGAUGAGGAAACAAUUGGCAAAGUUCUGAAGCUGAAAUCUAUUAGGCAUGGUGAUCUGUGGAAAAACUUCAAUGUCUUAAUUUUCAACACUUGGCAUUGGUGGCACCGUAGAGGACAGAAGCAACAAUGGCAAUAUGUGGAAGUUGAUGGUAAGAUUAGUAAGGACAUCGACCGUAUGACUGCUUUUCGCAUGGCUUUGACAACAUGGGCCAAAUGGGUUGAUUCAGAUGUUGAUGCCAAUAGGACUCAAGUUGUAUUUCAAGGAAUCUCCCCUUCUCACUACAAUGGUGCAGGAUGGAAUGAACCAGGAGUGAGAAAUUGCUCAAGGCAGAUGACACCAUUCAUGGGACCGGUUCAUCCGACUGGUUUAACUCGUGCCGUAGACGUAGUUAAUGAUGUCAUAAGGAGCAUCAAGAAACCUGUUUAUUUGCUCGAUAUUACAGCUCUUUCUCAACUAAGAAAAGAUGCACAUCCUAGCUCCUACAAUGCCUUCAACGGCAUGGAUUGCACACACUGGUGUGUUGCUGGCCUCCCCGAUACAUGGAACCUACUUCUGUAUGCAGCUCUCAUCAAAUAGCAUAGAAACAAAUGACCAAACUAGUAGCUUCUGAAAUAUAAUAAAUCUGUAAUUCCUUCUCCAAUUUCUAAUGAAUAUUUAGGGAUAACCAAUAGUAGCUUCUUUGGGGAUCAAUGUCGAAAUGUGAAAAGGAAUUAGUGGAAAGAUGAAAUGUGAAGGGACAGGGAGAGCAAUAUGGCGACUUCAUAAUAGAAAAUUCGCAGUUGCUUGAAGCAAAGAUUACUUCUAUAUAAUCACAUAAUAUCAAACUUCAAUAAAGAUUUAUGAAUCC
Hibiscus syriacus is the source of this 1462-nucleotide messenger RNA. Its product is annotated as protein trichome birefringence-like 38. Gene Ontology annotation, cellular component: Golgi apparatus. Bases 88 to 1191 code for a protein of 367 amino acids. Gene Ontology annotation, molecular function: O-acetyltransferase activity. The transcript has 5 exons. The record is from RefSeq and is a predicted model, not a curated record. Lineage: Eukaryota; Viridiplantae; Streptophyta; Magnoliopsida; Malvales; Malvaceae.